Penicillium brevicompactum is the source of this 834-nucleotide messenger RNA. RefSeq names its product SAP18 family protein. The record is from RefSeq and is a predicted model, not a curated record. Bases 1 to 834 code for a protein of 277 amino acids. Gene Ontology annotation, molecular function: transcription factor binding; transcription corepressor activity. Gene Ontology annotation, biological process: negative regulation of DNA-templated transcription. The transcript has a single exon. Gene Ontology annotation, cellular component: nucleus. Lineage: Eukaryota; Fungi; Ascomycota; Eurotiomycetes; Eurotiales; Aspergillaceae.
AUGGCCGCAUCACGAGAGGGCCCACGAGCCCCAAUCAAUCGCCAAACCACAGCGCCUUUUCACCUGAAGCUCUUCUACCGAGUGAACACCUACAACCCACUAUCCGACUACAGCAUUUCUGCGUCACCCCGUCGCGGCGGUCCAGUCAGCGGCCCAAACUCCAUUCGCUCAACCUCACCCGCUCCCUCGACCCUCCCACAACACCUAGAGAUCUACACCUGGCAAUCAUGCACACUGCGCGAGCUCUCACAGCUUCUAACCUCCGCGCUGCCACGUUUACUCCCCGACCCACCCAUCGGCACCCGUCUCUGCUUCCGCCUGAUCUACCCCGAUGCGCGCGCCGCAGCGAUCGGCGGUACCAAUGCCCCAGGCGCAUAUUUGAGCCGUGACCUGGGAAGUGUGAUUGUCGCACCCAAGGACACUUCUCUUCGCGCGGAUGACGACGAGGAGAAAGAGGCUAGACCUCGUUUGCGCUUCCAGGGUAAUGAGGCUGAUAAACCCCUCCACGACGAACGCUUUAUUGUCGGUGAUUACAUUGAGUGUGCUAUUCUAGCUCCUUUGGAGGAUGGAUCUGUUGCACCGGUGUUGCAUGGUGGCUCUGGUCCGUCUGGUCCUCGGGGCGGAGGCGGAGGUGGUGGUAUGCGCGCGUUCCGGGAGAAUGGAUACGGCGGAUAUCCGCGUGGCCCUCGCGGUCCUGGUCGUGGUGGUCCCCGUGGUGGUGAUCGUGGUCCUCCUCAUAUGCCCCAUGGCGAUUGGAAUCGCGGAGAACGGUUGCCGGACGGGGGACGCCGGGGAGGUGGUGGAGGCGGACGUCGAGGAUGGGCACCUUAUUAG